AUGCGUGUUGAUUUGAGUUUGAUUUUGAUUUUUUUUUCCUCUCUCUUCUCUUUUGCAUCGAUGACAUUGCAAAAGAACUUCAAGCACAGUAUAAUGGCUAAAGAAGACUUAUUAUUUACGAUAGAUAGUGAUGUGGAGGUGGAAGAUGAUUCAGAUUCAUCUGUUGAAGAUGUGAAGGAAGAGGUUAGCGAUAUUAAUCCAAAUUUCGAAUUUUCCAUUGGAGAUGAGGUAGAUGAGAUAAAAGAUUGGGAAGCGGAAACUGAUGAAACAAUUAAGGAUGUGAACUUGGACGAGAUCAUUGAAAAGAAAAGAGGAGAUUUACCAGGGGAAGAAGAAGGAAGCCCCGAGGAGGAGGAGGAAGAACACGACGAGAUGGAACAAGGGGGAGCAGACGAAGAGGAGGAAGAUCCUGAUGCAGAAGAGUUUUACGAAUCAGCUCCAAGCAAUGAGACUAACACCACCUUUCAAGAACUACAACUUUCACGCCCCAUAUUGAAGAGCAUACAGUCGUUGUCGUUCACUUCUCCAACUCCAAUUCAAUCAUCAACCAUACCUAUUGCAUUAUUGGGUAAAGAUAUUGUUGCAGGUGCACAAACAGGUAGUGGUAAAACAGCAGCAUAUUUGAUUCCAUUGAUUGAACGUUUGAUCUUUAAAAACUCAACAUCAACUAAAGCAAUCAUUCUUGCACCAACUAGAGAGUUGGCCAUUCAAGUUUACGACGUGGGAAGGAAGUUGGGUCAAUUUGUGAAAAACUUGAGCUUUGGGUUGGCUGUAGGUGGUUUGAACUUGAGACAACAAGAGCAGCAAUUGAAAUCAAGACCUGAUAUUGUCAUUGCUACACCUGGUAGAUUGAUUGACCACAUACGAAAUAGUCCUAGUUUCAGUGUUGAAGAUGUUCAAGUGUUGGUGAUUGAUGAAGCUGAUAGAAUGUUAGAGGAAGGGUUUCAAGAAGAAUUGACGGAGAUAUUGUCAUUGAUACCAAAGCAAAAGAGACAGACGUUGUUGUUUUCGGCUACGAUGAAUACAAAAGUUCAAGAUUUGGUUCAAUUAUCACUCAACAAGCCAGUCCGUGUUAUGAUUGAUCCACCAAAGACAGUUGCAUCUAGAUUAGAACAACAGUUUGUUCGUAUUCGUAAAAGAGAGAGCUUGAAACCGGCAUUGCUCUUUCAAUUGUUGAGAAAGUUGGACGGAAGGAUUGUGGUGUUUGUAUCAAGAAAGGAGAUGGCACACAAAUUGAGAGUUAUUUUAGGGUUGUUGGGUCUCAAGGUGGCAGAAUUGCAUGGUGCUUUAACCCAAGAGCAACGUUUGGCAAAUAUGAAGUUGUUUAUGGGUGACGUCAACGUAUUGGUCUGUACAGACUUAGCGGCAAGAGGUUUGGAUAUAAGGAUAGAGUAUGUGGUCAACUUUGAUAUGCCAAAAACUUACGAGAUCUAUUUGCACAGGGUUGGUAGAACUGCAAGAGCAGGAAGAAAGGGUACUUCUAUCACAUUUGUUGGAGAAAGCAAUCAAGACAGAGCCAUAGUCAAAGCAGCCAUAAACAAUGGAAGGAGUGUGGCGAGAAAAGUCGACUGGAAUGACGUUGAAGCGAUAAAUAAGAGAAUAGAUGAAAAAGAGUCGGUAGUUGACGAGGUCCUACAGGAAGAAAAGGAGGCGAAAGAAAUUUUGAGAGCUGAAAUGCAAUUGAAUAAAGCAAGUAAUUUGAUAAAGUAUGAAAAGGAUAUACACUCGAGACCAAAACGAACUUGGUUCAAGAGUGAUGUUAUGGGCCAAUUGACAAAGCAUGGUAAAAAGGUAAACUCUAAAAAGAGGAAAGCUAACGAGGAUAAGAAGGAGAAUGAAAAACGGUCUUACAAAAAGACGAAAACAGAUAGAAGUAAGAAAAGCGGGAAGCGUAAGUAA
This is a messenger RNA of Lodderomyces orthopsilosis Co 90-125, 1899 nucleotides long. RefSeq names its product putative ATP-dependent RNA helicase (gene DRS1). Bases 1 to 1899 code for a protein of 632 amino acids. Gene Ontology annotation, molecular function: nucleic acid binding; RNA helicase activity; ATP binding. The transcript has a single exon. The record is from RefSeq and is a predicted model, not a curated record. NCBI's taxonomy places the organism in Eukaryota, Fungi, Ascomycota, Pichiomycetes, Serinales, Debaryomycetaceae.